Molecule: messenger RNA, 1551 nt
Organism: Lolium perenne
Lineage: Eukaryota; Viridiplantae; Streptophyta; Magnoliopsida; Poales; Poaceae
Product: cytochrome P450 89A2-like
Cellular component (GO): membrane
Molecular function (GO): iron ion binding; heme binding; oxidoreductase activity, acting on paired donors, with incorporation or reduction of molecular oxygen, NAD(P)H as one donor, and incorporation of one atom of oxygen
Source: RefSeq, a predicted model, not a curated record
AAAUGGAGCUCCUUGCUUUCCUCUCGUGCCUCCUAGCGGGUCUAAUGGUCUUUCUGCUUAGCUACACUAGGCGAGCCCGUGCUCAGGCGACAAUGCACCAGGUCGGCGACCCUGCUGUGGCCCACCGAGCGCUCAUCGAGAACGCCGACGACUUCUCAAACCGGCCGGCGGCGAUCUUCCCCGUCUCCCUCGCCAUCUGGCCCAAUGGCGAGCGGAACGACAGCAUAACCACGACCAACUACGGCCCGCACUGGCGUGCCCUCCGGUGCAACCUCACCGCCGAGAUCCUCUCGCGCCUCGGUUCCCUCGAGCCGCUGCAGCAGGAGGCCGUUCGUGCCCUCGUCGCAGACGUUUCCACCGCCGCAGGAGGCCAGGUGACCAUCGCUGGGCCCAUCACCGCUGCCGUAUUCACGCUGGCCUCGCGCAUGUGCUUCGGCGACAAUGUGGACGACGACUGUAUCCGCACCAUGGGACAGGUCGCACGGGACGCCAUCGUCGCCGCCGAGGAGCUCAGCCCCAGGUUCAAUGGCUCGACGCUAUCCAAGCUCGCCAACUGGAGGGGGUUUCGCCGGAUCUCCGGCCUGGUCGACCGGCAGGCCGAGCUGUACCUCCCUCUGAUCGCGGCACGGAGGAAGUCGCGGUCUCCGCUCUGCGGUGGCGGCGUUGUCCGCCCUUACGUCGACUCGCUCCUUGACCUCCGUGUUCCGGAGGACGGUGGUGCCGGCCACCACGCGCUCCGAGAUGGCGAGCUGGUGGGCCUUGUGUUCGAGUUCCUUGGGUCGUUAUCGGGGUCAACCUCAGCCUGUGUCGAGUGGACCCUCGCCCACCUCGUCGACCAGCCGGAGGUCCAGAGCAAGCUGCGCUGCGAGAUCGACAAGGUAGAGGUACUCUCCAGCAAGAGCAUUCGCAGCAUGCCGUACCUGAACGCGGUUGUGCUCGAGAGCCUCCGCAUGCACCCGCCGGUGCCGUACAUCUUGCGCGGCGCCCACGGCAAGGGCGGUGCCAAAGCAAUUGGGGCGACCGCUGGCGCUGUACCGGUCCAUGGCUUGAGGGUUCGGUUCAAUCUAGGUGAUAUCGGAAGAGACAAGAAGACGUGGACAUGCCCCGACGAGUUCCGGCCGGAGCGGUUCCUUGCUGGAGGCGAGGCAGAGGACAUCGGCGCGGCGCCAGGCCCCAAGGAGAUCAGGAUGAUGCCAUUCGGAGCGGGGCAUAGGCACUGCCCAGGCAUGAGUAUGGGGAUGCUACACAUCAAGCAUUUCGUGGCCGCGCUAAUCCGAGAGUUUGAGUGGGCGCCAUCGGCGGAAGACUGCCGCGGCGGCGUCGAUAUGACGGAGCAGAACGGGUUCAUAAAACGGAUGAAGAAACCACUCUCUGCGCGCAUCACGCGGCGCAAGUAAACCAAACCUUGAUGAAGUCUUGUAUGCAUCUCUCUGUUUCCUACGUGGAUCAGCCAGCGGGCAGCGCUUGAUCCAAUAAUUUCCGAGCGCGUGCACCUGGCAGGAUGCAUGGUGUUCAAAUGUACCCGUGUUCUUGUUGUUCGAAUUUAAAUUC